AUGACUUGUACUGAAUAUGGGAAGGUUUCUAAUCAGUCUUCAGAACUUACUCAACAGCAGACUGUUCAGAAUCCACAGAAAGAAAACCAGUGUAAGAUAUGUGGGAAAGUGUUUAGCAACUCAUGCCAUCUAGGUAGACAUAAGAAAAUUCAUACAGGAAGGAAACCUUUCAAAUGUACAGAAUGUACCAAAGCGUUUAACCAUAGCUCACUUCUUACUAAACAUCAGAGAAUUCACACUGGAGAGAAACCUUAUAAAUGUACAGAAUGUGGCAAACGCUUUAAUCACAACUCAAAUCUUAUUCAACAUUGGCGAAUUCAUACGGGAGAGAAGCCUUACAAAUGUACAGAAUGUAGCAAAGCCUUUAUCUGUUCCUCACAUCUAAUCUAUCAUCAGCAAAUUCAUACUGGAGAGAGGCCUUAUAAAUGUACAGAAUGUAGCAAAGCCUUUAUCUGUUACUCACAGCUAACCUAUCAUCAGCGAAUUCAUACUGGAGAGAAGCCUUAUAAAUGUACAGAAUGUAACAAAGCCUUUCAUCGUCUCUCACUUCUUACUGGACAUCAGCGAAUUCAUUCUGGGGAGAGACCUUAUAAAUGUAAAGAAUGUGACAAAGCCUUUAUUCAUCGCUCAAAUCUUACUCGACAUCAGCGAAUUCAUACUGGAGAGAAGCCUUAUAAAUGUAAAGAAUGUAACAAAGCCUUUAUCCGUUGCUCACAUCUUACCGAACAUCAGCAAAUUCAUACUGGAGAGAGACCUUAUAAAUGUAAAGAAUGUGGCAAAGCCUUUAUUACGAGUUCAGCCCUUACUCAACAUCACCGAAUUCAUACUUGGGAUAGAUGUUAUAAAGGUACAGAAAUUGGCAAGGCCUUCAUUAAGGUUUCUAGAGUUACGAAGCAUCAGCGAACACAUACUGGGGAGAGACCGUAUAAAUGUACAGAAUGUGGCAAAACCUUUAAUCGGAAUUCAAUUCUUACUACACAUUUGCGAGUUCAUACUGGAGAGAAACCUUAUAAAUGUAAAGAAUGUAACAAAGCCUUCCAUUGUCCCUCACUUCUUACUCGACAUCAACUAAUUCACUCUGGGGAGAGACCUUAUAAAUGUAAAGAAUGUAACAAAGCCUUUAUUCAGUUCUCACAUCUUACUCAGCAUCAGCGAAUUCAUACUGGAGAGAGACCUUAUAAAUGUACAGAAUGUGGCAAAGCCUUUAGUCAUAGUAGUAAUCUCACUAAACAUCUGAGAACACACACGCUGCAGUCACCAUCUAUGGGCCUGAUAAUCUAUAUGAGCCUACUUCUGUUGACUCCAAAAGUCCUGAAUCUGCCAUUUGACACUGAAGACAACGCUUUCCUGUCCUGGGCUCAUCCUACACUGCACUCGACAAUCGGUCUAACUGCUGGGUCUGCAGAGCGCUCCCCUUCUCAUCAAGUGGAAGACUUCCCAUGUGCCCAGUUGCAUACUUGUCGAAACCACUGGAUCCAGUGGCUGUGGAAUGGCCUGUGUGUUCAGAUCAGUGCUAGUUUUGUGACUUGUGCUCAGAACAAUGCCAGCCAAGGACCAAAACCCAACCCAGGGGUGCUGACCAUUGGGACACUGCCCUUUGAGGAUCUAGAAGUGGAUUUUACUGAAGUCAAGCCCUGUAGGGGCCCAGUUGCAGGUGAAAGAGCUGUGUGGAUGCCUUGGAAGGUAUUUUCUCAACCUGUGAAUGUGCAUUUGCGACAUAACAUCCCCAGAGAAGACUCAAAGCAGCAGGAAGAAGAGGAGGAAAUGGCAGCUUCUCAGGGACGGCUGACAUUCCAGGAUGUGGCCAUAGACUUCACUCAAGAGGAGUGGGAAUGCCUGGACCUCAGUCAGCGAGAAUUGUACAGGGACGUGAUGUUAGAGAACUACGGGAACCUGGCCUCCUUGGGGCUUGUGUCUAUGCUGGACCUGGUUGCCUUUCUGGAGCAAUUGAAGGAUCCCAGGAAUAUAAGGAGAAUGGAGACAACAGCCAUUUACCCAGAUAAGAGUACUUGUGCUGGAGAGAGGACUUGUAGUGAAUAUAGUAAGGUUUCUAAUCACUGUUCAGACCUUACUCAACAGGACACUGUUCAGAAUCCACAGAAAGAAAACAAGUGUAAGAUAGGUGAGAAAGUAUUUAGUAAGUCAUCCAGUCUAAGCAGACAUAGGAAACUUCCUACAAGAAGGAAACCUUUCAAGUGUACAGAAUGUAGCAAAGCAUUUAACUGUCACUCACUUCUUACUCGACAUCAGCGAAUUCAUGCUGGAGAGAAACCUUAUAAAUGUACAGAAUGUAGCAAAGCCUUUACUUACAACUCAGAACUUAUUGAACAUCAGCGAAUUCAUACUGGAGAGAAACCUUACAUAUGUAAAGAAUGUAACAAAGCCUUUCGUUGUUCCUCAUUUCUUACUCGACAUGAGCGAAUUCAUGCUGGAGAGAAACCUUAUAAAUGUACAGAAUGUAGCAAAGCCUUUACUUACAAUUCAGAACUUAUUGAACAUCAGCGAAUUCAUACUGGAGAGAAACCUUACAUAUGUAAAGAAUGUAACAAAGCCUUUCGUUGUUCCUCAUUUCUUCGUCGACAUCAGCGAAUUCACACUGGAGAGAAACCUUACAAAUGUACAAUAUGUGGCAAAGCCUUUACUUACAACUCAUAUCUUACUCAACAUCGGCGAAUUCAUACAGGAGAGAAACCUUAUAAAUGUACAGAAUGUGGUGAAGCCUUUAUCAGUUCCUCAUAUCUAACCCAUCAUCAGCGAAUCCAUACUGGAGAGAAGCCUUAUAUAUGUAAAGAAUGUAACAAAGCCUUUCAUCGUUGUGCAGCUCUUACUCGACAUCAUCGAAUCCAUACUGGGGAAAAACCAUACAAAUGUAAAGAAUGCGGCAAAGCCUUUAUUAGGAGUUCAACCCUUACUCAACAUCACCGAAUUCAUACCGGGGAUAGACGUUAUAAAUGUACAGAAUGUGGCAAGGCCUUUAUGAAGUGUUCUCAUCUUAAUUAUCAUCGGCGCACGCAUACUGGAGAGAGACCAUAUAAAUGUACUGAAUGUGGCAAAGCCUUUUAUCAGAACUCAUGUCUUACUCAACAUCGCCGAAUACAUACUGGAGAGAGACCUUAUGAAUGUGCUGAAUGUGGCAAAGCCUUUGGUCGGAGUGCUUAUCUCACUAAACAUCUGAGAACACACACUGGAGAGAAACUCUAUAAAUGUAAGAUAUGCGGGAAAGUAUUUAAUAACUCAUCCGAUCUAAGUAGACAUAGGAAAAUUCAUACAAGAAGGAAACCUUUCAAGUGUACAAAAUGUAGCAAAGCAUUUAUCCGUUGCUCACAUCUUACUCAACAUCAGCGAAUUCAUACUGGAGAGAAACCUUAUAAAUGUAUAGAAUGUGGCAAAGCCUUUAAUCACAACUCAACACUUUCUGAAAAUCAGCAAAUGCAUACUGCAGAGAAACCUGAUAAAUGUACAGAAUGUGGCAAAGCCUCUAUCUGUUACUCACAUCUUUCCCAACAUCAGCAAAUUCAUACUGGGGAGAGACCUUAUAAAUGUACAGAAUGUGGCAAAGCCUGUAAUCAGAAUUCAACUCUUACUCAACAUCAGCGAACGCAUACUGGAGAGAAGCCUUAUAAAUACAAAGAAUGCGACAAAGCCUUUAUCCGUUGUUCACAUCUUACUCGACAUCAGCGAAUUCAUACUGGCGAGACACCUUAUCAUUGUACAGAAUGUGGUCAAACCUUUAUUUGCAGUUCAACUUUAACUGCACAUUAUCAAAUCCAUACUGGGGAGAAACCAUACAAAUGUAAAGAAUGUGGCAAAACCUUUAUUUCAAGUUCAAAUCUUACUCAAUAUCACUGAAUUCACAUGGAGGACAGACGUUAUAAAUGUACGGAGUGUGGCAAGGCCUUUAUUAACAGUGCUUGUCUUAAUAAACAUCAGCGAAUCCAUGGGGAGAGACGGUAUAAAUGCAUCGAAUGUGGCAAAGCCUUUAAUUGGAACUCAAUUCUUACUACACAUUUGCGAGUUCAUACUGCAGAGAAACCUUAUAAAUGUGCAGAAUGUGGCAAAGCCUUUAAUCAUAUAUUUAGUAAGUCAUCCAGUCUAAGUAGACAUAGGAAAAUUCAUACAGGAAGGAAAUCUUUCAAGUGUACGGAAUGUAGCAAAGCAUUUAACUGUCACUCACUUCUUACUCAACAUCAGCGAAUUCAUGCUGGAGAGAAACCUUAUAAAUGUAUAGAAUGUAGCAAAGCCUUUACUUACAACUCAGAACUUAUUGAACAUCAGCGAAUUCAUACUGGAGAGAAACCUUAUAUAUGUAAAGAAUGUAACAAAGCCUUUCGUCGUUCCUCAUUUCUUAGUCGACAUCAGCGAAUUCACACUGGAGAGAAACCUUACAAAUGUACAGUGUGUGGCAAAGCCUUUACUGACUACUCACAUCUUAUUCAACAUCGGCGAAUUCAUACAGGAGAGAAACCUUAUAAAUGUACAGAAUGUAGCGAAGCCUUUAUCAGUUCCUCAUAUCUAACCCAUCAUCAGCGAAUCCAUACUGGAGAGAAGCCUUAUAUAUGUAAAGAAUGUAACAAAGCCUUUCAUCGUUGUGCAGCUCUUACUCGACAUCUUCGAAUCCAUACUGGGGAAAAACCAUACAAAUGUAAUGAAUGUGGCAAAGCCUUUAUUACAAAUUCAGCCCUUACUCAACAUCACCGAAUUCAUACUGGGGAUAGACCUUAUAAAUGUACAGAAUGUGGCAAGGCCUUUAUUACACGUUCUAAUCUUACUGAACAUCGGCGCAUGCAUACUGGAGAGAGACCAUAUAAAUGUACUGAAUGUGGCAAAGCCUUUAAUCACAACUCAAGUCUUACUCAACAUCGGCGAAUACAUACUGGAGAGAGACCUUAUGAAUGUACUGAAUGUGGCAAAGCCUUUGGUCGGAGUGAUUAUCUCACUAAACAUCUUAGAACACACACUGGAGAGAAACUCUAUUAUAAAUGUAAGGAAUGUGGCAAAGUGUUUAUCUAUUGCUCAUAUCUUAAUUGGCAUCAGCAAAUUCAUACUGGGGAGAAACCUUAUAAAUGUACAAAGUGUGGCAAAGCCUUUUAUCAGAACUCAAAUCUUACUUAACAUUCAGUCAUUCACAGUGAGGAAAAAAACUGCAAGUGUAAGAAAUGUGAGAAAGUCUUUACUAACGCACUCAAUCUACGUAGACAUAGGAAAAUUCAUACAGGAUAGAAAACUUUCAAAUGUACAGAAUGUGGCAAAGUGUUUAAUCAGAGUUCAAAACUUGGUCAACAUUGGCGAAUCUAUAUUGGCAAGAAGCCUUAUAAAUGUAAGGAAUGUGGCAAAGACUUUUGCCAGCACUCAAGUCUUACUUACCAUCAGAGAAUUCAUACUGGGGAGAAGCCUUAUAAAUGUAAGGAUUAUGGCAAAGCGUUUAGACAGUGCUCAUGUCUUCAUAAACAUCAGGUAAUUCAUGCUGGAGAGAAACCUUAUAAAUGUAAAGAAUGUGGAAAAGCUUUCAGUCAAUAUGCAACUCUUACUAAACACCAGCAAAUUCAUACUGGAGAGAAGCCUUAUAAAUGUAAAGAAUGCGGAACCUUUAAUCAGAAGUCAGCUCUUACUAAACACCAGCGAAUUCAUACUGGAGAAAAGCCUUAUAAAUGUAAAGAUUGUGGCAAAGACUUUAGCCGGCUCUCAGUUCUUAAAUACCAUCAGAGAGUUCAUACUGGAGAGAAGCCUCUUAAAUGAAAGGAAUGUGGCAAAGACUUUAGCCAGCACUCAAAUCUUACUUACCAUAUGAGAAAUCACACUGGAGAGAAACCUUAUAAAUGUAAAGAACGUGGAAAAGACUUUAGUCAACGCUCCACUCUUACUCAACACCAGCGAAUUCAUACUGGAAAGAAGCCUUUUAAAUGUAAAGAUUGUGGCAAAGACUUUAGCCAGCACACAGGUCUUACUUGCCAUCAGAGAAUUCACACUAGAGAGAAACCUUAUAAAUGUAAAGAACGUGGAAAAGCUUUCGGUCACUAUUCAAAUCUUACUAAACACAAGCGAAUUCAUACUGAAGAGAAGCCUUAUAAAUGUAAGGAUUGUGACAAAGACUUUACCCAGCACAUUGGUCUUACUUACCAUCAGAUAAUUCAUACUGGAGGAAAUCUCAUAAACGUAAGGAAACCUGCAAAGUGUAAUAAGUGUGGGAAAGUCUUUAGUAACUCAUCUAAUAAAAGUAAACAUAGGAAAAUACAUUCAGGAAGGAAACCUUUCAAGUGUACAGAAUGUGCCAAAGCCUUUAAUCAGAGUUCAAAUCUUAGUCAGCAUCGACAAAUCCAUACUGGCAGGAAACCUUAUAAAUGCAAGGAAUGUGGCAAAGUGUUUAUUUAUUUCUCAAAUCUUAGUCAACAUCAACGAAUUCACAUUGGGGAGAAACCUUAUAAAUGUGCAAAGUGUGGCAAAGCCUUUAAUCAAAACUCAAAUCUUACUCGACACCAGCGAACUCAUACUGGAGAGAAACCUUAUAAAUGUAAGGAUUGUGGCAAAGCCUUUAGCCGGCGCUAUGGUCUUACUCAACACCAGCGAAUUCAUACUGGAGAGCGACCUUAUAAAUGUGAAGCAUGUGGAAAAGCCUUCAAGAAAAACUCAAAUCUUACUCAACACCAGCGAAUUCAUACUGGAGUGAAACCUUAUAAAUGUAAGGAUUGUGGCAAAGCCUUUAGCCAGCGCUAUGGUUUUACUCAACAUCAGUUAAUUCAUACUGGAGAGAAACUUUAUAAAUGUAAAGAAUGUGGAAAAGCCUUUAGUCAAUCCUCAACACUUACUAAACACCAGCGAAUUCAUACAGGAGAGAAACCUUAUAAAUGUAAAGAAUGUGGAAAUGCAUUUAAUAAAAAGUCAACUCUUACUAAACACCAGCGAAUUCAUACUGGAGAGAAGCCUUAUAAAUGUAACGAUUGUGGCAAAGCCUUUAGCCAGCGCUAUGGUUUUACUCAACAUCAGUUAAUUCAUACUGGAGAGAAACCUUAUAAAUGUAAAGAAUGUGGAAAAGCCUUUAGUCAAUCCUCAACACUUACCAAACACCAGCGAAUUCAUACAAGAGAGAAACCUUAUAAAUGUAAAGAAUGUGGAAAAACUUUUAAUCAAAAUUCAAAUUUUACUCAACAUCAGAGAAUUCAUACUGGAGAGAAACCUUAUAAAUGUAAAGAUUGUGGCAAAGCCUUUAGCCAGCGCUAUGGUUUUACUCAACAUCAGUUAAUUCAUACUGGAGAGAAACCUUAUAAAUGUAAAGAAUGUGGAAAAGCCUUUAGGGAUUCCUCAACUCUUACUAAACACCAGCGAAUUCAUACAGGAGAGAAACCUUAUAAAUGUAACGAUUGUGGCAAAGCCUUUAGGCACAGCAGUCAUCUCGCUAGUCAUCUGAGUGCACACACUGGAGAGAAACCCUAUCCAUGUAGUAAAUGUGGUCAAGUUUCUAACCAGUCAUCACAACUUACUCAAUAUCUGAGUAUUCAUACUAAGGAGGAACACUGCAAGUGGAAUAAAUGUGGGAAAGUCUUUCCUAAAUUAUCAAAUCUAAACAGACACAGGAAAACCCACACUGGAGGGAAACCUAACCAAUGCACAGAAUGUGGCAAAACCUUUAGCAAGCCCUCCAAUCUUACUCAACAUCUCACAGUUCAUACUGCAGAGAAGACUUGCAAGUGUACAGAAUGUGGCAAAGCCUUUACUCGCAGUUCAGACCUUAAUCGACAUAGGCGAAUCCAUACUGGGGAAAAACCAUAUAAAUAUCAGAAUUGUGGGAAAGCCUUUAACCAAAGUACGGCACUUACUCGACAUCAACGAAUCCAUACUGGAGAGAAACCAUACAAGUGUAAAGAGUGUGGCAAAACUUUUAUCAGUAGCUCAAGACUUACUCAGCAUCAGAGAAGUCAUACUGGGGAGAAACUAUACAACUGUACAGAAUGUGGCAAAGCCUUUACCAGGCGUUCACAUGUUACUCAACAUCAGCAAAUUCAUACAGGAGAGAAGGCUCAUAAAUGUACAAAAUGUGGCAAAGCCUUUACCAGGUGUUCACAUGUUACUCAACAUCAGCUAAUUCACACAGGAGAGAAGGCUUAUAAAUGUACAGAAUGUGGCAAAGCCUUUAAUCAGACUUCAAACCUUAAUAAACAUAGGCGAAUUCAUACUGGGGAGAAACCAUACACAUAUGAAGAAUAUGACAAAGCUUUUAAUUGCUACUCAAACCUUACUCAUCAUAAAAUAAUUCAUAGCACCAAAUAGUCUUACAAAUAUAAAUAAUGUGACAAAGCCUUGGAGCGAGGUCACCUCACUCAGCAUCAGAGAGCGUGUGCUGGAGAGAGACCCUACAAAUGUAAUAAGUGAUGAAAGAGGUUUAAAUAUUCAUUGAAGCUAACACAACACAGGAGAACACACACUGAAGAAAAAUCGUACAACUGUAAUGACUGUGGGAAGGCUUUUAGCAAAAGCUCAAAUCUCAGAAAUCAUAAGAGAAUCCAUUCUGGACAGAAACCUUACAAAUGUAAUGUGUGCGGCAGAGCCUUUAACCAGGGUUCUAAUCUCACUACACAUCAGAGAGUGCACACAGGAGAGAAACCGUAUAAAUGUGAUGUCUGUGGCAAGGUCUUUAGUAGAAACUCACACCUUGAAAAUCAUCAGAGGAUGCACACUGGAGAGAAACCUUACAAAUGUAGUGAAUGUGGUAAGGCCUUUAUCCAGCAUUCGCUCCUUUGGAGUCAUGAGAAGAUGCACAGUGGUGAGAAACCUUACAAAUGUAAUGAAUGUGGCAAAGCAUUUGCCGAGCAAUCAAGCCUUAACAAACACAAGAAAAUCCAUACCGGAGAGAAACCGUACAAGUGUACUGUGUGUGGCAAAGCCUUCACCAUGAGAUCAAAUCUUACUCAGCACGUGACAAUCCAUACUGGAGAGAAACCUUACAAAUGUAGUGAGUGUGGCAGAGCUUUUACCCAAUUUUCACGCCUUACUCGACAUCAGAAAAUGCACACUGGAGAGAAACCACACAAGUGUAAUGUGUGUGGUAAGGCCUUUAUUGAACUUUCACAACUUUGGGGUCAUGAGAGAAUUCAUACUGGAGAAAAACCACACAAAUGUAAUGUGUGUGGCAAGAGAUUUACCCAACGUUCAAGCCUUAUGGCACAUCAGAGAAUUCAUACAGGAGAAAAAUCUUACAAAUGUAAAGACUGUGAUAAGGCCUUUAUCCAACGUUCCCAACUUUGGGGUCACGAGAGGACUCACACUGGAGAGAAACCUUACAAAUGUAAUGAGUGUGGCAAAGCUUUCACAAUGUGUUCAUACCUUACUCAACAUAAAACCAUCCAUACUGGAGAGAAACCUUACAAAUGUCAUGAAUGUGGCAAAGUAUUCAGUCGAAAUUCACACCUCGCGUGUCAUCAGAGAAUUCAUACAGGAGAGAAACCUUACAAAUGUAAAGAGUGUGGCAAAACCUUUAAUCAGUGCUCAAACCUCACUAGACAUCAGUUGAUUCAUACAAGAAAGAAAGUCUAUGAAUGUGAUGUCUGUGGCAAGGCCUUCAGUCGAAAGUCAGUCCUUGUAAGUCAUCAGACAGUGCACUUUGGAGAGAAAUCUUACAAAUGUAAUGAAUGUGGCAAAGCCUUUAGGAAGCGCUCCAGCCUUACUCAGCAUAAGAGAAUCCAUACAGGAGAGAAACCUUACAGAUGUAAUGAGUGUGGGAAGGCCUUUAGGAAGCAUUCAAAUCUUACUCAGCAUAAGGUAGUCCAUACUGGAGAGAAACCUUACAGAUGUAAUGAGUGUGGCAAAGCAUUUAGUGUGCACUCAGCUCUAAGGAACCAUCAGAUAAUCCAUACAGGAGAGAAACCAUACAAAUGUGAUGUCUGUGGCAAGGUCUUCAGUCGAAAUUCAGUCCUUGCAAGUCAUCAGAGGCUGCACACUGGGGAGAAACCUUAUAAGUGUAAAGAAUGUGGUAAGUCAUUUAUUCAACGUUCACUCCUUUGGAUUCAUGAGAAAAUCCAUACUGGUGAGAAACCUUACAAAUGUAAUGAAUGCGGCAAAGCCUUUCCCGUGCGGUCAAUCCUUACUCAACAUAUGAGAAUCCAUACUGGGGAGAAACCUUAUAUAUGUACUGAGUGUGGCAAAGCCUUUACGAAACAUUCAAAUCUUACUCAACAUAAGACCACCCACACUGGAGAGAAACCUUACAAAUGUGAUGAAUGUGACAAAGCUUUUACCCAAGUUUCAAGUCUUAGUAGGCAUCAGAGAAGGCACAGUGGAAAGAAACCGAGUCAGUGCAAUGUUUUAUGUGGCAAGGCUUUUAUCCAGCAUUCAAGCCUUGUAGCACAUCAGAGAAUUCAUACAGGAGAAAGACCUUAUAAAUGUAAUAAAUGUGAUAAGGCUUUUACCCAAAAUUCACAACUUUGGCGUCACGAGAGAACUCAUAUUGGAGAGAAGUCUUAUCAGUGUAACGAGUGUGGCAAAGCCUUUACAGAUGGUUCACAUCUCAAUCGACAUAAGAUCAUUCAUACUGGCGAGAAACCUUACAAGUGUCAUGAGUGUGGCAGAGCUUUUACUCAGUUAACAAACCUGGAAGAACACUAUAGAAUUCAUACUGGAGAAAAACCUCACAGAUGUAUUGAGUGUGGCAAGCUCUUUGGUCAAAAAACAGACCUUACAAAUCACUUGAAAAUUCACACUAGAGAGAAACCUUACAAAUGCAAUGAGUGUGGCCAGGUCUUUAGUCAAAAAGCAACCCUUACAUGUCAUCAGAGAAUUCAUUCUGGAGAGAAACCCUACAGAUGUAAUGAAUGUGGCACGGUCUUUAGGGAAAAGGCAAUCCUUGUGUUUCAUCAGAGAAAUCAUACUGAAGAGAAAUCUUAUAAAUGUAAUGAGUGUGGAAAGUCCUUCCAUUACAGCACAAAAUUUCGUAGACAUCAGUUAAUCCACACGGAAGGGAAAUUAUAUAAAUGUGAUAUAUGUGACAAAAUGUUCCAUCAUGAUUCCAGCAUUCCAAGACAUAAGAGAAUUCAUACUGGAGAGAAACCUUACAAAUGUGAUGAAUGUGGCAAGGCCUUCAAUCAAAAAUCAAACCUUGGAAUUCAUCAGAGAAUUCAUACUGGAGAGAAACCUUACAAAUGUAACGAGUGUGACAAGAGCUUUAAUCAGAACUCAGCCCUCACUCAGCAUAAAUUAAGAGUCCAUACUGGAGAGAAACCUUACAAAUGUAAUGACUGUGACAAGGUCUUUAGUCAGAAAGUACACCUUAGACAUCAUCAGAAAAUUCAUACAGGAGAGCAGUCUUAG
Budorcas taxicolor (takin) is the source of this 11295-nucleotide messenger RNA. RefSeq lists its product as uncharacterized. The record is from RefSeq and is a predicted model, not a curated record. Lineage: Eukaryota; Metazoa; Chordata; Mammalia; Artiodactyla; Bovidae. Gene Ontology annotation, biological process: regulation of DNA-templated transcription. Gene Ontology annotation, cellular component: nucleus.